AUGUCGACAAAGUCAUCGGCGACGUUCGGCGCAUAUUCUGUGAUUUCCGGAAUCGUUUACUUCGUCCUCCAGGCUGAGGAACGAGGAUCUUGGCGCCGCUGCCUUGUGGAUGCUGGCAUCUAUGUCUUGAGCUGGGGUCUCUUGGUGCUGGACUCCCAAAUCGGUACUUCGGCUGAGAAUCCAACCUUGUUGGCUGUACAGAAUCUAUCGGACGGAGGGGAUACCUCCACGAGCGUGCUCGUACAGUAUCCCUCGACAGGCCAGGAACGAGUACUGACUUCGACAACCGAAUUUAGAACGAGUAUGGCGUUUGUUCGCAUUGAGGGCACCAAGGGCAGCAUCUUUAUGAAAGGUCUUUCGGCAUCGAUGCCGAAAGAAUGCAUCAUCUUCUCAGGGCCUGAAAGGGUCUCCCUACAUGACUCGAUUACUGGUCAGCUGCCUCUGGGAGAGGUGCAUCAAUUCGAGGAACAGGGCUUAGGUCCCCACCAUGAAGCAGACCAUGUAGCGGUCGAAAUGGCCGCGGGCAAAAAGGAGAGCUCGAUUAUCCCUCAAGCAGAGACAAUAAGGGUCACGGAGAUGUUGGAUGAGAUUCGGAAGCAGCGCGGGCUGAGAUAUCCACAAGAUAAAUAG
Messenger RNA from Cladophialophora immunda, 630 nucleotides. RefSeq lists its product as uncharacterized. The transcript has a single exon. The coding region runs from base 1 to 630 and encodes 209 amino acids. The record is from RefSeq and is a predicted model, not a curated record. NCBI's taxonomy places the organism in Eukaryota, Fungi, Ascomycota, Eurotiomycetes, Chaetothyriales, Herpotrichiellaceae.